This is a messenger RNA of Hylaeus volcanicus, 2758 nucleotides long. RefSeq names its product myotubularin-related protein 9. The coding region runs from base 344 to 2068 and encodes 574 amino acids. The transcript has 7 exons. The record is from RefSeq and is a predicted model, not a curated record. Gene Ontology annotation, biological process: negative regulation of autophagy. Lineage: Eukaryota; Metazoa; Arthropoda; Insecta; Hymenoptera; Colletidae.
AGUGACUGCUAGUGACUAGUGAACUAGUGCGCGCACGCACACACACACGUGCGCGCUUACAAAAUGAUGAAAAGGUGUAAGGAAACAGUACCGCGACCAUUGACAAUUGACUUGUUGAAUUUAAGCUGAAAUAUCUUUAAAGAAUAAAUACAUUAUAGAAAGAUUAAUAUAAAUAGAGUAUUAAAAUAGUGUAAAGAAUGUUAUAUUAGUUUAGUCUUGUGUUAUUCUUCUACGGCCGAUUUCGUAAGACAAUGACGUUAGGUUAUGCAGAACUGUCAAAACAAUUACGAUUACUUUAAAAUCACCAACGAUUGAUACUUGAAGUUUUUAAUCGAAGCGUAUAAUGGACCUUGGUGAUUUAAUAUUAAUUCCGAAACUCGACAAUGUCGUGUUAAUUGACAAAAGUGAUGGAAAUAGUAAAUCCAAAGAUGGAACAUUAUGUAUCAGUAUUCACCAUCUUCUUUGGUCUUCGCGACAAGACGAUAAACAAGAACUCUGGCUCCUCUAUCGAAAUGUUGAUCUGAUAGAGAAAAAGUUAAGUACGCAAAGUUCCGGGGGUAGUAUCAUAUUAAAAUGUAAAGAUUUUCGAAUCCUUCAAUUAGAUAUUAUUUCGACAGAUGACUUAACAAAUGUUGUAUUAUCCAUAGAAAAGUUAAUGUCGCAAGAACAAACCUUACAGUAUCCUUUUUUCCAUAGACCACAAAUUGCUAAUAACAUUAUGGUACAGCUAGAAGAUGGUUGGACAGCAUUCACUCCUGUUUCAGAGUGGUCUAAAUUACUAACUGCCCACGCAGAUGAAUGGCGCAUCAGUUAUUUAAAUAAAGACUAUAAAGUUUGCAAUUCUUAUCCUUCGGCUGUUAUAGUACCUCGUCACAUAGAAGAUAAAAUUAUUAUAUCUUCUGCUCGUUUUAGAGAAGGCGGAAGAUUUCCUGUUUUAUGUUACAGGCACGAAGGAGGGAGUAUCUUAUUAAGAAGUAGCCAACCAAUGUGCACCCUUAUCGGUAAAAGGUGUAAAGAAGACGAAAGAUUAUUAAAUGCCGUGUUAGGUCCAGGAAGACGUGGUUACAUUGUAGAUACAAGAUCUAUUAACCACGCUCAAAGUUCAAGAGCCAAAGGUGGUGGUACGGAAAUGGACGCUGCUUAUCCGCAGUGGCGGAAAGUGCACAAAACAAUUCCUCGUCCCCACGACUUAGCAGACAGUUUUUUUAAAUUGAUUGAAGCUUGUAACGACAUAACAUGUUCUACUUCUCAAUGGUUAUCGCGACUAGAUAACGGUGGAUGGUUAUCCGCCGUACAAAGUGCUUUAAAUGCUGCUUGCGUAACUGCUCAGUGUCUUCAUCAAGAAGUUGCAGCUGUGUUAGUUCAUGGAGGUGCAGGUAGAGAUUGUACUUUAGUGGUAACUAGCUUAACGCAAGCAAUAUUAAAUCCUGACUGCAGAACAGUACGUGGUCUUCAAGCUUUGAUCGAACGCGAAUGGAUACAAGCAGGACAUCAGUUUUUUAGCCGCACGCGUCACGGCCCAUAUCAUCCAGCGAAUUCACAAAAUUCAACUCAUGCCCCAACUUUUCUUCUCUUUUUAGAUUGCCUUUAUCAACUUCAUUAUCAAUUCCAAUUUAGCUUCGAGUAUACGAUUGAAUUAUUGAUCGAAUUAUAUAAUCAUGCAUACUGUUCUGAUUAUGGAACAUUCCUAGGUGACACAGAAGCAGAGAGAGUCAGACUUCGAUUAUCAGAACGAACUUCUAGCUUAUGGUCGUACAUAAAUCAACCAGAAAUAUUAGAGAAAUGGUUGAAUCCUUUAUACGAACCAAAUCCAGGCGUUAUUUGGCCUAGUGUUGCGCCAAUUAGUAUUCAAUUAUGGAAAGAACUUUAUCUUGCUCGUAUAAGCAUUGCUCCAUGGAAAGGUUUAUUGCCUUGCAUAAAACAAAUAAAACAAAAUUAUACAGCAAUACGAAAAGUUGCUGGACAACUGCGGGUUCAGAUCAAACGAGCAGUAGACGAAAUACGUUCAGAUCCUGAAGACGAGCAUACUCGCAUAGCACAAUUAAGUUUAGAAUCCCAAAACACAUGAUAUAUAGGUUACUGAUAUUUAUCAACAAAACAAAUUUCUCUUACAUAAUAUGUUAUCGCUAUACUUUUCUUUAUGACGUGUGAAACUAACACAGCAAAUUCAUAUAUUUCUAAAAUAUCUCAUUUUGUAUAAUUUUUUUUCUCCUUCUUUUUAGAUUUAUUUAACCAAUAUAAGGUUGAGAUAGACAGACAUGUGUUAUUUCCAUACAGAAUUCAUUCGUUGCAUUUGUACCUAUAAAAUACAAAAGUAAUUUCAUUGUCAUUGUUUAUAUUAUAUAUAUAGACGCGGUAAUGUUUCCGCACAGAAUGCACAAUUUAUUGAUGCACUGUUUGUUGUAUGUAGAGUGCAAAGGAUUUAACAGAAAAAAACAUUUUUCAAUGAAUAUAUGAGACUAUGCGCGCGCGCGCGCGUGUGUGUGUAUGAAAUCGUGAAUGUAAUGACUUAAAAAGUUUUAUAUAAACUUUUAGAAACGGUCAAUUUUAUUUUCGAAAUCUUUGUUCAAACGAAAAAUUGAUAACCUUUUUAACAUAUAGGCAAAUUUAUACUGUUAUUUAGAUAGGCUGAUGAGGGAUACGAGAAAACGAAAGAUCCUUGGUGAAGAAAUACGGCAGAUGUACAUUACGAUAAACAAUCUUAUACAAGAUUUGUGUCUACCAAAAUAAUUUUAAGACAAACAAACAUUAAAAGUAA